UAUAAAUUCUGAUUGAAUGUCGUAUUCCAGAUUAGUUGCGUUCCAGUAGCGUUUGCGCGAAUAACGAGUUGAAAUCAAAUAAAAGUGAAAUUUUUAUUUCGAAAAUAAAAACUGAAAUUUAAACAUUCCUUAAUAUUUUAAAUUCAAUUUUGUUUAAACAACUAGUGAAAAAUGUCGAAUAGAAUUUUGGAAGAUUCACCCAAUGCUCACAUUAACAAAACGAUUUUAGAUCGUUAUUUAAGUUUGCCUUUGAAAGAGAACAUCGUCCAGGCAACCUAUAUUUGGAUAGAUGGUACUGGCGAAGAUUUACGUUGCAAGGAUCGUACCUUGGAUUUUAUACCAUCGAAACCGAGUGAUCUACCCAUUUGGAAUUAUGAUGGCAGUUCUUGUUAUCAGGCUAAAGGAUCAAACUCCGAUACCUAUUUACAUCCCGUAGCCAUUUAUCGGGAUCCCUUCCGUCGUGGCAACAAUAUUUUGGUAAUGUGUGAUACCUAUAAGUUUGAUGGCACACCCACCGAUACAAAUCAUCGCAAAACUUGUCUAGAAGUGGCCAACAAAUGUUUGGACGAAGAGCCCUGGUUUGGUAUUGAGCAAGAGUAUACAUUCCUUGAUUUUGAUGGUCAUCCAUUGGGUUGGCCCAAAAAUGGUUUCCCUGGACCCCAGGGACCCUACUACUGCGGUGUGGGUGCUAAUAAGGUUUAUGCCCGAGAUGUGGUCGAUGCUCAUUAUAGAGCUUGUUUAUAUGCUGGCAUUAAAAUCUCUGGCACCAAUGCUGAGGUUAUGCCCGCUCAAUGGGAAUAUCAGGUGGGACCCUGUCUUGGCAUUUCGGUAGGUGAUGAAUUAUGGAUGUCUAGAUUUUUGUUACAUCGCAUAGCUGAAGAAUUUGGCAUUGUAGCAACUUUAGAUCCCAAACCCGUGCCUGGUGACUGGAAUGGUGCUGGUGCCCACACCAACAUCUCCACCAAGACCAUGCGUGAAGAUGGUGGCAUUAAGGAAAUCGAAAAGGCUGUCGCCAAAAUGUCUAAACAUCAUGAUCGUCACAUUCGUGCCUACGAUCCCAAACAGGGUCAAGAUAAUGCUCGUCGUUUGACUGGCCAUCACGAGACCAGUUCCAUCAACGAUUUUAGUGCUGGUGUAGCCAAUCGUGGCUGUUCCAUUCGUAUACCUCGCGGCGUCAACGAUGAGGGCAAAGGUUACUUUGAAGAUCGUCGUCCCAGCUCUAACUGUGAUCCCUACUCAGUUGUUGAGGCUAUUUUGCGCACAAUUUGUUUAAACGAAUAAGCAGCAGCGACCGCAAGUGAAUAGUAAAAUUUGUUGUAUUUGACCCAAAAAAAAUGUCUGUCUCUAAACGAUAAGAUUUGUUACUAAACGAUUUUAUGUUAAUCCAAGAAUAUGUUAAUUUAUUUUGUUAAAACUUGUCAUAGUAUUCAGUUUUUUGUUAUUUUAAAAACAUUUAUUUUGUAUUCAUUCUUAAACUCAGUCUCAUGUUUGAAUUUUUAGUUUUAAUUUUAUUUAAUUUUUUUUUUUAAUAAUAAUAAAAGACAAUUUCUUUAAUGACAUUAUUUAAUCAUAGCUCAGUUAUUAUAUCUAUAAUUAUAUACAUAUUACAAUAAAAUAAAACAAACUAUAUAUGAACAAAAGAAUAUUAAUAAA
Molecule: messenger RNA, 1653 nt
Organism: Calliphora vicina (urban bluebottle blowfly)
Lineage: Eukaryota; Metazoa; Arthropoda; Insecta; Diptera; Calliphoridae
Gene: Gs2
Product: glutamine synthetase 2
Exons: 5
Coding region: 172-1281 (369 amino acids)
Cellular component (GO): cytoplasm
Molecular function (GO): glutamine synthetase activity
Source: RefSeq, a predicted model, not a curated record